Molecule: messenger RNA, 1248 nt
Organism: Echinococcus granulosus
Lineage: Eukaryota; Metazoa; Platyhelminthes; Cestoda; Cyclophyllidea; Taeniidae
Product: UDP-GlcNAc:betaGal beta-1,3-N-acetylglucosaminyltransferase
Exons: 2
Coding region: 1-1248 (415 amino acids)
Cellular component (GO): membrane
Molecular function (GO): UDP-glycosyltransferase activity; hexosyltransferase activity
Source: RefSeq, a predicted model, not a curated record
AUGUUUUGCCUCAGCGUCUUCUUCAUAUGCUUAAAAAUCUCACCUCCGAAAACGCAAGAUACUGAUACUGCAAAACAUCAACGGAAACUCAGUGGGCCCGUUAGUUGGCCCAUGAAAUUGCGAAAAUACGGAUCGGGUUAUGCAGUCACACUGGGUUAUCAAGUUAACUCCAUCAACGCGCCUAAGUUCACAGUUCCGGAUCAAUUCGUUCUUAAAGAGUGUCCAAAAGGCGUGCCUCUGCGAUUCGAGGACUUGAAAGGCAUUCGUGACCAUUUGUGGCGACUACCUAUACAUCCCCAAGUUUUCAGAACCUACCCUCAGGCGAUCAAUGUCAGCGAUACUGUCAAUCGAUUGCUGCAAGGCAGGCCCAUCGAAGAGGCUCCAAUAAACAACGUGGUAUUUCGAUACAGCGUGGUUAGUAAAUCGGUUUGUCAUCCUGAUUAUCCGGCAAGUCAAGACUACGAUGUCGUGGUGGUGGUCAAAUCCGGUGCAACAAACUUUCAGAGACGUGAAAAUUUCCGUCGAAUAUAUAGAACCAAAUCAGCAGAUUGGGGACGCCUUCACCUAGGUCAACGGAUUGGCAUAGUAUUUUCCGUCGGUCUUCGAGUUAGUCAACAAAACGUCCUUCAUCGUGGCGGCAGGACCUUUCGUCUCAACCCUGAUGGAGAAAGUGCCAAUGAAAUUUUGCAACGGCUGGAGGAAGAGCUGGUAAACAAUGAUGAUCUUAUAGUGGGUGAAUACGAAGACAAUUACUUUAAUCUCACGAUGAAAAUGCAGUACUCGUAUAUCUGGGUUGCUACGUUUUGUCAAAGAAACCGACCGAUUGUCCUAUUUCUGGAUGAUGAUGGGCCGUUUUCAGAUAGAGACCUGGCCAAAGCUUUGCAUAAAUUGUCGCCGGAAAAGAAGGCCUAUUUAUUUCACGGGAUUAUGGUUCUACAAGGACGCGUUUAUCGAUAUGACAAACGUGGUUUUGAUAAAUGGGGUGUUUCAAAGUCGGAGGUGCCAUGGCCUGAGCAUCCACCCUAUCCCUUUGGUGUAUACGUUCUUAUGAGCUACUCAAAUGUCCAAAGAUUGGCUUUGGGUAUGCUCUUCACCAAACCCUACCACAUAGAUGAUACGUGGUUGGGACUGACCGCAGCAAGAAUGAGUAUGCACUUUCGAAAUAUCCAUCUUCUCAUCUCCAAAGCGCGAUUAUUAAGAACUAGGCAGGAGGGCUAUGGACCCAUUGACUGGCAAUGGAGCGUCUAA